Oncorhynchus mykiss (rainbow trout) is the source of this 6768-nucleotide messenger RNA. RefSeq names its product transmembrane protein 269 (gene tmem269). Gene Ontology annotation, molecular function: phosphotransferase activity, for other substituted phosphate groups. NCBI's taxonomy places the organism in Eukaryota, Metazoa, Chordata, Actinopteri, Salmoniformes, Salmonidae. Gene Ontology annotation, cellular component: membrane. The record is from RefSeq and is a predicted model, not a curated record. Gene Ontology annotation, biological process: phospholipid biosynthetic process.
ACUUGUACUGUAUUGACUCGGAUGACUGAUUGGCUAAGCUGCUUCUCUAGCAUCAGAUAUGUACAGUGCGGUAUCUCUCAGGGCAGUAGCCUUGGUCCGUUACUCUUCUCUAUUUUUACAAAUUAUGUACCACAAAUGAUUAGCCAAGCUAAAAUGAUUAUGUAUGCUGAUGUUUGCACUUUCUACACAUCAGCACCUAAAGCCAGUGUUUUCACUAAGACUCUUAGCAAGGUGUUCGUGUCAGAAUGGGUAAUUAACAAUAAACUGGUCUUAAACACAUCUAAAAACAAAAACAUUUUAUUUGGUUCAAACCAUUCUUAGACCUAAACCUCAACUGGAGUUGUGCAUAAAGGGUGUGACCGUUUAAAAAGCUGAACUCCUAGGAGGAUAUCAUAGUCAAGUCAUAUUGACAAAGUUCUUGUGAAGAUGGGGAGAGGGAUGUCUGUUGUGAAAAAAUAUAUAUGUUCUGCGUUUUUGACACAUCUACUGUACUAGUUAUUCAGGCUUUGAUCUUGUCCCAUCUUUACUACUGUUCGAUAGUAUGGUCAGGUGCAGCAAAGAAAGACUUGGCAAAGCUGCAGCUGGCUCAACUUUAGCAGCACGCUUUGCCCUUACCACAUAACUAACAUCAACAACAUGCAUGAUAGUGUUUAAUGGUUGAGGAGAAAUUGACCACUUUUUAAGAAACGUGUGUGACAAUGCCUAACCACUUGUAUAAUCUGUUUGCAUACACUUCAAACAGACGUACACACCCCAUCAGACAUGUGACGAUGGAUUUCGUCACGAUACCCAAACAAAAAAAACACUAAAUGCGUCGCUCAGUUAUGUAUCAAGUCAUUGUGGAAAGCUCAGCCACCAGAGUUUACUCUGGCAAAAACUGCUGUGCUGUGGGCAGACUGACGCAGAGAGAACCAUGAUUCUGCUGACUCCAUCCUCUGGUUUCUUCCAGCAAACCAAUAAGCUCUUUCUGAGCGAGCAGGCCACUGGUGUCCAGCUCAAGGAGUUUGUACGCAAAAAUGCAGCCAAUGCUCUGUCUAUGGCCAACAUGCUUAUGGGCAUGGCCUCUAUUCUCUGCAGCCUGAACGGCCACCAACAUGCUGCCUGCUGGCUGGUCCUGAUUGGCUACCUGCUGGACUUGGCAGACGGGGCAGUUGCCAGGCGACUGGAUGCAUGCUCUGCACUAGGUGCUAAACUGGAUGAUUUUGCAGAUUUCACAACCUUUGGGAUUGCAACUUCAUUGCUCCUGAGGACACAUGCCUUAAUGGACAACAUCCUGUGCAUGUGCUAUGUCCUGUCUGUGAUUGUCCGACUCUGCUUCUUCUCCAGCGGCAUCCCCUUCAUGUACCGUGGCCUGCCAUGUAUCUACUCUUCUGCCAUCCUUGCCUGUCUCUCCCUGCUGACCGGAGGUAACAUGGUGAUCCUGCGGGUCACUGCUGUGGCCAUGAUCCUCUUCAUGGUCAACCAGGGAUUCUACCCUCACGACAGGGUCCUGGAGUCACAGGCCUGGAAGAAGGUGGUCUACGCUGGAGGAGUUGUCAUGGUGUUCUGUUCCUCUUUCCCUCCGGCAUGUGUGUACUACCUGUUGUGGUCUGUGUCCUACAUUUUGUUCCCAACAACACUAUGGAGCUGCAAAGUGUAGUAGGCAUUAAAGGCCUUGCUACAAAUUCACACUCGCACAUGGCUUGUCAACGGGCUGUCCAGUGGGGUUAACUAAAGCGCCCAGACUGCUGCUGCCUACAGCGGAUCGAAACGGGACGUAAGAGGACGUUGUAAUGUUUUUGUAAGAUUGAACUGCCUUCUUCAUCAUGAACACUUGAUGGAUAAUGUACUGUACCUUAGCCAUUUUGUUUUUGAAUAAGAUAGGGUUUGGGUAUCUGUAGCUAUUAUGUUUGUACAAUACAACUGCAGAGUCGUACUGUACUGCCUAGUGUGUGUGUGUGUGUGUGUGUACUGUAUCAUCCUUAUGCACAAAUUGUGCUUGAGGUUACUACAACAAUAAUACAAAAAAGUAUUUUCAGUCAUUAAUAAAGUAAUUGAGUAGCAGUUUUUACUGUAAAGAAUGAAAAAAUGUAAAGUUUUUGCAUAAAAAAAAAACAUGGCCCCCCCCUUUUUUUCUGAACAUAGAUUCAAACUACAUUCAAACAUAUGGCAUGCUCUCAAUUUGUAAGAUAUUUGUAAUACAAAAAAAGUUUCAUUAUAUUGCAGAUACAAACGAAGUCCAUUAAAUCAUGUUUUUUUAAUUAUGGAAGACACUACCAUCUCGAGAUCUUGUGUUCUACUGUACUUAAAAUAACUACCAAAGUGAUUGUACAUAAGAAUUGUGUGGAUAUGGGAUUGUUGAGAAAUAUUGUUUUAUUUUCCCAUCAACUGCAUUCUUUAAUUGGAAUAGUAUUUUUUUCUUCUUUAAAAAAUUCUAGCCAUUUUCAGACAAGAUUAGUUUGCUUUUAUUGCUAGCAAAAUGUAACCGUGCUUUAAUUUAAGAGUGUUUACGUUCCCACCAGAUAUACAGUGCCCUCUGUAAUUAUUGGGACAAUUAAGCAUUUUUUCUUCUUUUGGCUCUAUACUUGGUUUGGAUUUGAACUCAAACAAUGACUAUGAGGUUAAAGUGCAGACUGUCAGCUUUAAUGUGAAGGUAUUUCAUCGAUACUGGGUGAACUGUUUAGAAAUUACAUCACUUUUUCAACAACAAAAACAAGAAAUUCGUGUGUGUAGUAAAACAUUACAUUUUUGGUCCCAUAUUUGUAGCACGCAAUAAUUACAUCAAGCUUUUGACUCUAAAAAAUGUUGGUUGCAUUUGCUGUUUUGUUUUGUUUGUUUCAUAUGGUUUUGUGCCCAAUAGAAAUGAAUGGUUCAUGAUGUAUUGUGUCAUUGGAGUCACUUUUCCUGUGAAUAGAGAUGUUUCUAAGCACUUGGUAGAACACAUUGUAGCACAGAUAAUCCUGAAUGAGUCGUGAAUAAAAAUGAUAACCGCCCCUGUUAUUGUAAUGGUGAAAGGUUAGCAUGUCUUGUGGGGUCUGAUACUUUUUCACUCAUUAUUCAUGGUUCAUUUGGGAUUAUCUGUAAUCGUGGUAGCAUCCACAUUGAUAUAGAAGUGUUUAGAAACAUUAUUUUCAAUAAAAGUCAAACAAAUUACACAAUACAUUAUUUACCAUUCAUUUCUAUUGGGCAGAAAAUAAUCUGAACACAACUAAAACAAAGAGCAAAUGCAUCCAACAAAGUUGUAGAGUCACAAGCUUGACGUAGUCAUGGUGUGCUAUGAAUAUGGGACCAAAUAGUACUUUUUACUACUUUAAUACACAAGUGAAUUUUGUCCCUCUCAUUUUAGGGGAGCAAUGUACAAAAAGUCCUGUCAUUUCUAAACGGUGAACCUGCUAUGGAUUAAAUACCCUCAAGUUAAAGCUGAGGGUCUGCACUUUAACCUCAAAGUCAUUGUUUGAUUUCAAAUCAAACUUUUGGAGUAUAGAGUCAAUAGAAGAAAAUGCUUCACUGUUCCAAUAAUUACAGAAGGCACUGUAUAUUAAAAUGAUCAUAGGCUAGCUUUGGUGAAUACAAUAAUGGGCAUUCAUAUAAAAUGACUGGGUUCUCAGUUCUCUUAUUAAAUGCCCACACCAGUAGAAAUCCACUUUUUUCUAGCUGAAAGACGAUGGCCAGAGUUUCCCCAUGAAGUUUCACAAUGAUUUAAGUCCAAGUAUAUUUGGGCUUGAAGUGACAUCUGAAAUGCCCACUUUUCCCAAAUCCGUGUGAAUGCGGUCUUUUCCUAAGACGUACACAUUAUUUUCAGCCUCCGUUUUGUUUCAGGGCUGGGUUUUAUUUGAAUGUUACCACCCACCACCAGCAUGACUUUGUUAAUGAUUUAGAAACCGCUGCAAAAGUAUUCAUCUUGGACCAUGUUGAGCCGAACAGUCCUCUCUCCACUUGACUGCCUGAACCAUGGAGCAUAUUAAAAUACUUGUUUUUAUUUUACCAUAAAAUUAUCAUAAGCCAUUGGAUAAUUUUGUCGAUUUUCGCUGUAAUAUAUAUAUAUAUAUGUGGUAUAUUGCGUGAUAUGUUAGCAUUUCGCAAACCCGCUACCACUGUCACCUCAAGAUGAACGGGUUUGCUUCACUACACGCGCCACUGCUUUGAUUGGUGUAAUGUUGGCAAGAAACCACAAAUGUCUAUACAGAUAAUGAAAAUGGACCCGCAAAAAAAAUAUUUUAGGAACUUCUAGACGAAUUGGUUAUUUAGCCACAAAAACCGCCGCGUGCGCAACUAUGGGGUAUAAUAGACGGGGUUAGCUUAGAUUGUUGACAACAAAACUAUAUUUCAUCUCCAAUGUUUAUUGAAAACAAAUACAUUUGCACAAUGAACACGUGUCUCUCAUACAUCGUUGUUGGUUAGCUAACAAGCGACUUUUAGCCAAAUUAGCAUGAUAUGAAAUCAGUCGAAACACUUCAAAACAAGGCACGGUAUCAAGAACAAAAAACUAGCUGAAACGAGCCAUUUACGAUUCCCCACACAUGGUAGUCUCAUUGAUGCUAGCUAUCUGCCCAUCCAGAAUCACGACACACGGACUUCUGCCCCAUUGAAGCGUGCAUUGUUGUCGCGACGUCAGUUAACCCAUCUAAAGUUACAUGUUAUGUGUGUCGUGUCAUUUCCCUUCCACUGUGAGAACCAUGAGCACGGACAGACUUGGUUUUGCAGUGCCGCAGCUGAAACCUGCCAGCAGACUACCUAACAAAGUUUGCACCGUGUCCAUUACAAUGUAGACAAACGCAUAUCACCUAUCUUUCAAUAGUUAUCCAUAUUUAACGGAGCUUCACCUUAUUCAUUCGAACUAUUUCAAUGGCGGAUUCGCAGACGCAAUUUAUGGCCGAUCCCAAAACUUGAGAUAACAUAUGGCGAAGUCAAAGAUAAGCCAGUGGUUUCCAUAUGUGGCAAAGUUGUCCCUAAACCAAUGCCUAUGACAAAUCCAGCUCCAGAACGAGCUAUAGAGCCAGCUGGCUAAUCUUUUGAAUAAGGUGUAGUAAAAAACACGAGGUUAGAAAGACACAGCUGUCAGUGUCCUUAUUCGUUGAUGUUUAUCAACUCCACAUCGACAGUCCCACCCUCAAUUUGCGAAUAUGUAUGUAUAUGUAUCCUUCGUCAUUCUUUGGUGGUCGACCCUAAAUGUGCAUUUCCUCUUUAGGAUGGGAAAUUACGUUGAAAUACUGGCGGAAACUUCCUCUGGGGGGGGGCUCCUUUAAAGCAGGGGUUACCAAACCUUUUCACUCAGGCGGGGGGGAACACCCUGCGCCCUGUAUAUUUCUAUGGGCACAAGCACUAUUCAUUACAUAAACUGUUCACACCCCUCUUGUUAGCAGAGAGAAUGACAUGUCUAUGUAUUCAUGUGAUAUUUGAAAGAUUCAAACAUUACAAAAUCUAUGGGCAAAGAAACCUAACGUUAGCUGACAUGGGCUAGUUGAUCUGGACAUUCCCGACAAGUUAUAAAUAGCUCACUAAGCAAGGUAUUCAAUGACACAUGAAAACUGAUGAUGCAUUUCGACAUUUCACCUCGUGCAUUCUACUAAUACUCUUGAAAUUUGUAAGUUGAAAGCCGGACUGCGUUCCCCCUUGGGUGAGCCUCACAGUUUGGGAAUCACUGCUUUAAAGGCCCAGUGCAGUAAAAAACAUGAAUUUUCUGUGUGAUAUAUGUCCACACUACAAGGUUGGAAUAAUACAGUGAAAUUGUGAAAAUUAUAAUCGCCUUUUAGUGUGAGAGCUGUUUGAAAAGAGCCUGUUUUGGUGGGAUGGAGUUUUGGCCUGCCUGGUGACAUCACCAGACAGUAAAUUAGUUAAUUGACCAAUAAGAAAGAGUUCCAAUUCUCUCUGCCAAUAACAGCUAGUUUCCCUCUCCCCACUCUGACAGUCCUUUUAAUUUGACUUACACAUGACAUUGUGGUCAGACUUGUGAACAUAGCUUUAUAUUUGGUGUUUGCGCACCUCUGCUUCUGUUUUAGAAGGCUUUACAUCAUUUAAAAAAUGCUUUACCAUCCCAAUGCUUUUAUUAACCUAAGGUACAGUGAAUAGUUAAACAUUUUUUUUUGGUUCAGUUGAUAACCUGUACCCUUUCACACUAUAGUGCCAGCCCGAACCAUUCUGUGCUGGCUUAGAUGUAUUCCUUUCCCGCUGUCAUUUCCACUACGAUUUCAACAACUAUAGUGGGUGUGUAACCAGUCCUGCACAGAUCAUCUUGGCUUGGUUCGGCUCACCUCAGCUCAGUAGUGUGAAAAAGCUUUGGGGUUACUUUUAAGCGUGAGUCAUGAGGACAAAAUGUUGUCCGGAAUAUUCCUGUUCUUGAUCCAUUUCCGCAUGCCAGGGUGUGUUAUUCUGAAAAUGGUGGUUUGUACCUCUCUUUAGAAUUUUAGAUAUGAGUGUGCGAUGGAGACAAUGUGAUGAUGGGUUUGUUUUGAAUUGGCUUAAGAGACAAUAGCAACAGGACAGUAAAACUAUAAAUGUCACCUCCACGCCAUCCAAACGGCUUGUUUGUUGGCAUCGCGGUCAAUGAUAAGCAAUGUUAUGAAAAUCAACAGUGUUGAGUGUGUGCAGGACACUUUUACAUAUCGUGAUCAGUGACUUCAAGACAGUCUCAUUGUGGGCAUUAACUGUAUGGCUACAAUAUUACAUGUCUCAUUACUAAUGUUAAAGGCACAGGAGUGAUCCUCACCAAAUUAUAAACUAGUAAAACAUCUUAUGAAGAUCUCUAUUUUAAAUUCUGUAAAUGUUUUGACAAUUAAAGUGGUGAUAUAA